AUGCCGUACUUCAGUGGAUCCUCGGUGUCGACAUGCGAGAUUUUUGCAGGUAUUGCUAAAUCUGGAAUUGACUGCAGUCAGCACGGUGAUAGGCGACAGCGUAAAACGGAGAAUAAGUACGAGGCGUGGCAUCAACCAGCUCUCAUAGGCGGGAGCGCAACGAGCUUCUUUGAGUCGCUGUUGGUGGUGUACAGGGCGAGGGUAGCGUCUGCCCGGCCUUCUCGGAGUUACAAACAGGUGCUGGCACAGGCGCUGCCGCUGGCACAGUGCUCAUGGUACAAGCCACUCAAGCAGAUGAGGGUGGCGCACUCGACAUUGCUCUCCUGGUUGCGUGCGCCUGGGGUAGACACCGCGGCUCCCUCAGGCGCGAAGGGGCGUGAGCAGGGUGUUAACCCGGCAUACGCUUGGAGAGCUACGAUGGAAGCGGGCAUUUGCGUGAACAUUCAGAAUUGCCAGCACAUGGGCAGCAGCGUUGACAAGAAGGACCCUGGCCCGCAAAGCGAGGAUUCUCCCAUCACUCAGUCCCCGAACGAUGACCCAAACAGGAAGAGGGUGUACAAGGGCUUCGGGCAUGAGGAGGAGAAGCCUACUCGCGUCAAUGCUGAUAUGUUAGCUAUUGAGCUGAAGACCGGGGACCUUCGCGACAGGAGAAGGUCGAUAUCAGAACAUUCGUCAUCGAGGAUAUCUUCAUACUCCUCCAAUGUGGCGAGAACGCUCUCGCCAUCUACGGUCGAGCAUCGCCUCGGUCUCUUUGGUCUUAACAAGCUCGAGCAGGCGGAACGGAACCCCUUCCUUCAGUUAACGUUCUUGGGCUUCAUGUGGAACCCCCUCUCGUGGGUCAUGGAGGGUGCUGCGUUGGUCGCUAUCGUUCUCUCCAACGGGAGGGCCAGCCUCCCGGCUGAGAGGACUUCAUCGCUAUCGUCCUGCUGCUUUUCAUCAACUCGGUCAUCGGAUCAAGAAUGGAACGCCGGUACCGCCGUCAAAGCCAUCACGGACUUUGCCCCCAAGGCAAAGGUCAAGCGUGACAGCUCCUGGCCCGAAAUCGAAUCCUCCGGCCUCGUCCCUGAUGAUAUGAUCUCGUUCAAGACUGGUGACAUUGUUCCUGCCGACUGCCGCCUCACUGAGACCAUCAACGUCUCCAUCGGUCAGGCUACCCUUACGGCUGAUACUUCACAGCGGCUCCACGGCAAGCAGAUGGAGCUGAGGGACGACGAUACCACCGAUCACUUGCAAAAGAUUCUCGCUCAGAUCGGUUCUUUCUGCCUGAUCUUCAUCAGUAUCUUCGUCAUUGCUGAAAUCCUCGGCUUCUACGCCGGUUUCCGUUACACCUACCACCGUGGUCUCAACAACAUUGUCGUCCUCUUGAUCGGUGAUAUCGUCAUCGUCAUGCCCACUGUCUUGUCCGUCACCCUCGCCGUCGGCGCUCAGCAGUUCACCAAGCACAAGGCUACCGUCACUCGUAUCAUCGCCAUGAGGAUUUGGCUGCUGACCGUCGACAAAUUGACCAUCUGCACUUACUGCCCCUUCGCCGCUGGCGAUGUCGUCCUCCUCGGUGCCUACGCUUCCCGUACCGAGAACCAGGAUGCCAUCGACGCCUCCGUCGUUCAGGCCCUCGGUGACACCGCGCGCGCGCGUAGCGGCAUCAAGCUCCUCGACUCCAAGCGCUUCAACCCCGGCGACAACCAUAUCGAGAUUACUUACCGUGAGGAGUCUUCCGGCAAGUUCAAGCGCGCCAACAAGGGUAGACCGGUAUCAUCAUCGAGCUCUGCGCGCGCAACGCGACUGACGAGGUUGAGAACAAACUCGAGGCUGACGGCGACGAUCCUGAGGGUGAGGGCAAUGGUUUCGAGCUCAUCGGUCUUCUUGCCAUCUUCGACCUUCCUCGUGAAGACGCAUCACAUGUCUCUCGACGACGUGAUUCUUAACGCCGAUGGUUUCGCCAAGGUCUUCCUCGAGCACAAGUUUGAGGUCGUCAAGCGUCCCCAGGGUCUCGGUCACCUUUGCGCCAUGACUGGUGACGGUGCUAAUGAUGCUCCUGCUCUUUCCCGCGCCAACAUCUAUUUUGCUGUCGGAGGAGCUGUUGACAUCGUCUUGGCUGAGCCCGGUCUCUCCGCCAUUGCCCACGCCAUCCGCGGAUCUCGUAUUGUGUUCCGGCGUAUGCGUAACUACUCAAUCUACGCCUGCGCUGCCACCAUCCGCACUGUCGCCACCCUCGCAUUCACCUUCAAUAUCAUCAUGACCCUCUCCGUUGACCGCGUCCUGUCCUCGUUGACGCCCGACUCUUGGGACCUCGCUGAGAUCUUCGUCUAUGCCGUUGCCUAUGGUCUCCGGCUCACUGCAUCGAUCGUUGCCCUUGCCGCUAUUAUCCCGAAGGGUUCGUUUGUCUACAACAAGUUCGGCGUCACCUUCGAUGGCCCGCUUCCUCCCACCGGCGCCAACGACUACCAGCUGCAAUCCAUAGUCCACCUCCAGGUCGCCGUCCCCUCGCAGGCUCCCAUCUUCGCCACGCGUUCGCGUGGCUUUGUCACGGAGCAUCCCUUGGUCGAGCUCAUGAGUGCUCCUCCGCCCGGAACAUACCAUCCGGGUGAUAACGAUGACGGGUUCCAGCUCAUGAUCCGCGGCGGCGGCAUUGACUUCGCCAAAGUCAUUGCUGGCGGACAGCAGGUGGUGUAUGACCUCAUCCAGGAGCACGUUCCGACGAAGGUGGAGUUCAGGGAACUCGUCUGGUUCGGCGAAUUCAGUCCCAACAUCCGGAUGGCGGACAAGUUUGGCGAAGGGAGGGUGUUCAUCGCUGAGGAUGCUGCGCACCCAACUGGCGGACAAGGCCUCAACUCAAGCGUCCAAGACGCGUUCAACCUCGCCUGGAAACUCGCCCUCGUCGUAAAACGUCUCUCCCCUCCGACCCUCUUCUCUACAUACAAUACCGAGCACAUCCCCAUCAACACCGAGAUGCUCAAUAUCACCACCGCCGUCCUCAAUCUUUCCACGGUCAACAACGACCGUGGGUUUCAACGCCCAGACAGCCUGCGCGUGCGCGGCGUCAACUACCGCUCCUCUUCCAUCGUGUACGACGAGCUGAGCAGGCACACGGUGCUUGUGUUUGUGCCGUGGAUUGAGAAGGCACGGCCGGUGCUUGCUGCUCUCGCGGAGAAGGAGCCGUGGAAGGAUGCUUUCCGUCCUGUCGUCGUUAUUCCCGCCUCGGCGACCGUGUCUGCGAAGCUCGAUGGUGUACUCAUGCUGCGCGAUGCUGAGGGGUUCAUGUACUUCGGUUCCCGCGUGACAGAGGGAGAAACGCGGGCUGUGGUUGUGCGUCCGGAUGGCCAUGUUGGUGCAGUUGUCAGGGGCGUUGAAGGAAUGGAGAGGUAUUAUUUUAAGGACAUCUAG
Messenger RNA from Coniophora puteana RWD-64-598 SS2, 3384 nucleotides. Its product is annotated as calcium ATPase transmembrane domain M-containing protein. Gene Ontology annotation, cellular component: plasma membrane. Gene Ontology annotation, biological process: regulation of intracellular pH; proton transmembrane transport. The record is from RefSeq and is a predicted model, not a curated record. Lineage: Eukaryota; Fungi; Basidiomycota; Agaricomycetes; Boletales; Coniophoraceae. The coding region runs from base 1 to 3384 and encodes 1127 amino acids. Gene Ontology annotation, molecular function: FAD binding; ATP hydrolysis activity; P-type proton-exporting transporter activity. The transcript has 15 exons.